UUCGGCUGUGUGGCUUAAUGAUUUUUUAAAAGGUUCCAUUGAUAUAAUUGUUUAAUAUUAAAUAUAUAGAAAAAAUAAUAUAAAAUACAAUAUGGCAGAUGAAAAAACACCUCUACUAAAAGGAAUCGUUAUAAAUAUUCCUUUGCCAGAUAAAGAAAUCAAUAAUAAUAUAUUCAGUUUUGACACAACAAAAAGUCUAACUUUAGAGGAAUUACUUCGAUAUCAAAGUGAUCCAUGGUGGCAAAAUUUACGUAAAGCAUGUUUAAUAAUAUUUUGGACCUUUUUAUUCGUUAUCUUUAGUUUAGCUUGCAUUUUAAUUAUAUUACAAUAUGAUUCAUGUCCAACAACAAAUAUGAUAAUAACAACAACAACAACUACAUUACGUACAACAAAUUUAGCAACAGUAACAUCUGAAUUAUCAUCAAAAUUUAUUUAUAAUGAUAUAAGUAUAGAGGCGCGCGCAACUUAUCAAUUAUAAUUGAUGAUGAUAGUAACACAAUUUCAUCUGUACUAGGAAAUAUUAAUGAAAAUAAUAAA
This is a messenger RNA of Condylostylus longicornis, 537 nucleotides long. RefSeq lists its product as uncharacterized. The record is from RefSeq and is a predicted model, not a curated record. The transcript is spliced from 2 exons. Bases 92 to 478 code for a protein of 128 amino acids. NCBI's taxonomy places the organism in Eukaryota, Metazoa, Arthropoda, Insecta, Diptera, Dolichopodidae.